This is a messenger RNA of Anopheles marshallii, 756 nucleotides long. RefSeq lists its product as uncharacterized. The coding region runs from base 1 to 756 and encodes 251 amino acids. The transcript is spliced from 3 exons. NCBI's taxonomy places the organism in Eukaryota, Metazoa, Arthropoda, Insecta, Diptera, Culicidae. The record is from RefSeq and is a predicted model, not a curated record.
AUGGGUCGUGUGUUUGCUCUGCUGGCGCUGCUGGCAGCCGUCAGCCAUGCCGCCGCUAUACCGCUCCAAUCACACCGGCUGGAUGCGCUCAAACCAGACCAACGCGCAACACUUGACGAAGCGUUGGCCCAGCUGUUGGAAAACAUCCGGGAGCUGCUGCGCACCGGUGACCCGGAACGGGGCAUUCCCGUGAUGGCACCGCUGCAAACCGAGCGGCUCGACGUGGACCUGAGCCUGGGCGGAUUGCUAGACUUUACCGCCAUUUUGCGCAAUCUGUUCGUCGAUGGGUUGGAUCGGUUCCAGGGUACGCUGACGCUGAACGUCAUACAGAUGGAGUUCCGGUACGAUUUUCUCUUCCCGGAUGUGAUCGCACGCGGGCACUACGAUGCCAACGGGCGGCUGUUCGGGUUGAUUCCGGUGUUUGGCAUUGGCAAUUUUAACGUUGCGCCGCGCGAUCUUCGCAUCCAGGGAACGGCACUGCUCCGUCAGCUGCCGUCCGGUUAUCUGCACAUGCCGGAACUGAAGGCCACCGUGCGGCUUGGAUCGUUGCAGAACAAUAUCGAAGGAAUGCUGCUCGGGGGCGAGCUGUCUGAUCUGCUUAACGUGGUCAUCCAGGAUCUAGUGCCUUCCGUGCUGGUUAACUUUGCGCCGGAGGUGACAGAAAUCAUCUCACGCGUUGGCAUACCGAUUGCUGACUCCAUUCUGAACACGAUGACGCUGGACGAUUUGUUCGCAUUGAUUCCGUUGAAUCAAUAG